Thunnus maccoyii (southern bluefin tuna) is the source of this 891-nucleotide messenger RNA. Its product is annotated as aquaporin-3-like. Lineage: Eukaryota; Metazoa; Chordata; Actinopteri; Scombriformes; Scombridae. The record is from RefSeq and is a predicted model, not a curated record. Gene Ontology annotation, cellular component: basolateral plasma membrane; plasma membrane. Gene Ontology annotation, biological process: water transport; glycerol transmembrane transport. Bases 1 to 891 code for a protein of 296 amino acids. The transcript has 6 exons. Gene Ontology annotation, molecular function: urea transmembrane transporter activity; glycerol channel activity; water channel activity.
AUGGGAAAACAAAAAGACAUUUUGAAGAAACUGGCAGGGACCUUUCAGAUCCGACAUGUGCUCCUCCGCCAGGCCCUGGCAGAAUGCCUGGGAACCCUUAUUCUGGUGAUGUUUGGUUGUGGUGCUGUGGCACAGUUGGUGCUCAGUGGAGGCUCCCAUGGCACCUUCCUCACUGUUAACUUGGCUUUUGGAUUUGCUGCAACAUUGGGCGUCCUUGUGAGUGGACAGGUCUCAGGUGGCCAUCUGAACCCAGCGGUGACCUUCGCAUUAUGUUUACUUGGAAGAGAGCCUUGGAGGAAGUUCCCAUUGUUCUUUCUCUUCCAGACUCUUGGAGCCUUCUUGGGUGCAGUGAUUAUAUUUGGCAUGUAUUUUGAUGCCUUAUGGGAUUUUGGCCAGGGGGAGCUGGUCGUGGUGGGGAAGAAUGCCACAGCUGGGAUUUUUGCCACAUAUCCGUCCAAACAUCUCAGCUUGGUUAACGGAUUCUUUGAUCAGAUUAUUGGAACAGCUGCAUUGAUCGUGUGCAUCCUGGCCAUCGCUGAUCCACAUAACAACCCAGUCCCUCGAGGUCUUGAGGCCUUCACAGUAGGUUUUGUGGUGUUGGUCAUCGGCCUUUCAAUGGGCUUCAACUCUGGCUAUGCUGUCAACCCAGCCAGGGACCUGGGACCACGCAUCUUCACGGCUCUUGCGGGCUGGGGUGGCGAGGUUUUCACAGCAAAGACCUACUGGUUCUUUGUGCCUAUCUGUGCCCCAUUCUUGGGUGCAGUGGUGGGUUUGAUGGUGUACCAGUUCAUGGUUGGAUACCAUUUAGAGGGAGAAGUACAAGUGAAGCAGAAGAAGGGGGAGGACGAAAGGUUCAACCUUUCUAAUAUUACAACCAACGAAGAGGCAUGA